CGCUGUCAGUGUCAGGGCUAGCAAGCAAGCAGCUUUACUCGACUGUGUAUUUCUGUGGAUAUAUUAGCCGCUAGUUUGUUUUUAACACGACGUGAGUAAGUAUUUUGAAGGUCUGUUAAUGUGGUGUUAAUGGACAGUCUCUGUGCGGUGAAGUUAGCCGCGUGAAUCGGAGACUUUCACUUCAAAACAAGAGUCGAAGCUAAAGGAAGAACACGUUGUCUUUGUGAGGCAGCGGGCAAACCGUCAGCAAGUGGGUCGCUCUGUCAGGAAACGCCAUCUGGCUUUAGCAUAGUUUUAAGGGAAGACCCUCAAUCUCGUACUCAGGAUGCCAUGCCACAAUCAGCAACUGAACAAUGUCAGCAGUGGCCAGGAGCAUCCAAUGAAGCAAGUACGAUUUGCAAACAACAACAGCAGCAGCAGCGUGCCUGCGGUGCUGUCCAACCCUGAACCAUCUGAUGCCACCACACAGCCUGUCAGCCAAGAUGGCCUGGGACCUCAGCUUAAACUGCUCCCUCUGAAUGACCAGAUCCGUGAGUUACAGACUAUAAUCAGAGACAAGACAACCAGCAGAGGAGACUUUGUGUUUUGUGCUGACCGACUGAUCAGACUAGUCGUUGAAGAGGGUCUGAAUCAGCUCCCCUACUCAGAGUGCACCGUGACCACACCAACAGGGUACAAGUAUGAAGGUGUCAAGUUUGAAAGAGGCAACUGUGGAGUCAGCAUAAUGAGGAGUGGCGAAGCCAUGGAGCAGGGUCUCCGGGACUGCUGCCGCUCCAUCCGGAUUGGCAAGAUCCUCAUCCAGAGUGACGAGGAGACACAGAAAGCCAAGGUCUACUAUGCCAAGUUCCCUCCAGACGUGUACAGAAGAAAAGUGCUGCUGAUGUACCCCAUCCUUAGUACAGGGAACACUGUGAUUGAGGCGGUGAGGGUGCUGAUAGAGCACGGAGUCCAGCCCAGACAUAUUAUCCUCCUCAGCCUCUUCUCCACGCCUCACGGAGCCAAAUCUAUAAUCCAGGAGUUCCCAGAUAUCACCAUCCUGACCACAGAGGUUCAUCCAGUGGCUCCGACACAUUUUGGACAGAGGUACUUUGGCACUGACUAAACCGAGGACAACCUGAGGAACAUGAUCUACAAACUGCUUUGAGUAUACGCAUUUUGUCCUGUUCAUUUAAAUGUAUCUCAUGUUCUCCUUGUUGUGCCAAAUACUGCUACUUUGUCUCCAAAGCUCCUAAACUUGGUAGAAAAUUACGAAUCUGAUCAGUUGUAUUUAUUAUCAUGCAUUUUUGCUGUGUAUACUAAUGUUAUAGAAAGAAGGCAACAGCGAACAAUAUAAAGAGUUCAACUUGGAUCAUUUUAUUUUGCAUGUUACAACAACUGAUGGAAAAUAAAGACUUUAUAUUUGUUAACAGACA
This is a messenger RNA of Chelmon rostratus (copperband butterflyfish), 1412 nucleotides long. It is a transcript of the gene uprt, whose product is annotated as uracil phosphoribosyltransferase (FUR1) homolog (S. cerevisiae). Lineage: Eukaryota; Metazoa; Chordata; Actinopteri; Chaetodontiformes; Chaetodontidae. The record is from RefSeq and is a predicted model, not a curated record. The transcript has 7 exons. Bases 326 to 1102 code for a protein of 258 amino acids.